Messenger RNA from Penicillium digitatum Pd1, 672 nucleotides. RefSeq lists its product as uncharacterized. The record is from RefSeq and is a predicted model, not a curated record. Lineage: Eukaryota; Fungi; Ascomycota; Eurotiomycetes; Eurotiales; Aspergillaceae.
AUGGCUGAAUCUACAACCGAUGAGCAGUGUCUAGCUCCAGAGCUUCGCCAUGCUCUUGAUGACCUGAGAACAGCUGUCCAUUCGGCGAAUUGCUGUAUGACUACCUCCCGCUUUCUGGACUCGUUCCCGAACCUCAGUACCCAGCACUCGGAGAUCCAGAGAGCUGUCGAAAAGGUGGCUCGGUUUUCGCGGGACCAGGACAAUAGCGCUGCUCAGGCCGUGCAAAAAGCCCGAUCAGCAUUCGAAGCUCUGUCUCCUGAACAUCAGCACUGCUUGAUGCAGUACUAUGGGGAAGAUCUCGGAUUUUACCUCGAAAUCCCCACUCCCCCGGACCUGUCGCAUACUCCCACCUCAGUCAAGGAAUUCCAGGUCUUGCUAUUUGAUAUAGAAAAUCUCCACCGUGCACUCGCCCGGGUACGUGGAGUAGAGGCGAGCAUCACCAACGUCUUUUUUUGGCUACCGUCCAUCCAACGACUGAUGCGGGAAAAUCGGGACGAGGAAUUGCGGUUGUUAGAACUACGCAGCUUGGCCGAGACUCAACUCCGUAGGCAAUUCUUUGCCUUGGAUCGGAAACAACAGGAUGUCCUCUGGUUAUGGUAUCACGAUUCUAUGGGGAUCAGUGGGAUCCAGAGGGAUGGCAAUGCGCAACACCCUUACUCAGCUAGGAACUGA